GAAAUGUCAUUAAUGUCUUCCAUCCAAACAAGUGAGUUUUGUGCUUAUGAUGCAUGCCUUCACAAUGCAGUUCACAUUACAUGUCACUAUUGUGUAUUAUGGUCAUUAGUAAAUUUUUUUCACGUUGCUCAAAGUUAUGAUUAUGGAUAAAAAUGAAUGACAGAAUGACGAUUGACUCAAUCGUCUGUUUUGAAGUGUGUUGAAAAAUGAGAAAUGCGAUAAUCACAAUACUACAAAUGAGUUUUCAUUAUCUUUUCACUUGUCUAUUUCCCAAGCCCCUCCUUCCUACCCCUCCCCCUAUCCUUACUCAAUAGUAGGAAGUUCGAAUGAAAAUCCUAACUAUUAGAUUGUUUUAGUACAUUUUGAGUUGCUGGGAUGGCAACGAUGUGAAUUAAUAGAUAACAUGUCUAUAUUAUGAGAAUCUAAGCGCUGCUGCAACAGUAGGUAUCAGUAAAUCAAUAAUUCGUUAUCAAGAGUAGACAAACAUAUAAAAUGAGAUUUGUAUAUCUGAUUGCUUUCAUCGAACUAAUAUGUGCCGUGUACGGUUACAAGAUCUUAGUGGUAUUCCCAAUGCCUGCCUUCAGUCAUUUUCGACUCGGUAGUACUCUGGCCGAUGGACUGGCAGAAGCAGGACAUGAUGUGACCUUGGUCAGCCCUUUCGAGGACAAAAAGGUGCCUGGAAAUGGAUCACUCAGGAGUGUCGUUCUUUCACUCAUCAGGGAACUCAAAAAUGAUAACAAUUUCAAUAUAUUCGAUAUAGCGAAAUCCGGUGUAUUCCUAGAAACGCUGUUCAUGAGCUAUAUCGGAAACGAUGCCACUAAUAGAACGUUGGAAGAUCCAGCACUUCAAAGACUCCUACAUUCCAAUGAAAAAUUUGAUGUCGUCAUCAUCGAGCAAUUCAUCAAUGAUGAAUUAAAGGCUCUUGCAUGGCACUUUGACGCUCCAUUGAUCAUGUUCAGCACCAUGGGAGCAACCGCUUGGUUGAACUCCAUAUCUGGAAAUCCAUCUCCACCAUCCUACAUCCCCGAUACAUUUGUGGAAUACGGAAGUUCCAUGACGCUAUGGCAAAGAACUAAAAACUCAUUAGUCAAGCUCUCCCAUGAUCUCACUCGAUACUUCAUUGUAUACCCUGCUCAAGAUGAAAUGGUGAAGCGGCAUUUUCCAGGGUGUCCAAGUGUUGAAACUCUAUCUUACAACGUAUCGCUGUUCUUUGUGAAUUCACACGAGAGCUUUGCACAAUCUGUUCCACUCGUCCCUAAUAUGAUCAACAUUGGUGGAUAUCAUGUCCAGCCUCCCAAGAAGCUGCCAGUGGAUCUCCAGAAGAUCUUAGAUGGUGCUAAAGAUGGAGUCAUUUUCUUCAGUAUGGGAUCAAACAUAAUUCCUUCGCAAAUGAAAUCUGAAACGAAACAGGCGUUGAUAGAUGUUCUGGGUGGGUUGAAAGAAACAGUACUCUGGAAAUGGGAUGAGGACGAUUUACUGGGUAAAACUGAUAACAUUGUGAUCAGGAAAUGGUUUCCGCAGAUGGAUGUUCUAGCACAUCCAAACGUUAAAUUAUUCAUAACACAUGGAGGAUUACUCAGUACAACGGAAACCAUCUACCAUGGGGUACCAAUUUUGGCAUUACCAGUUUUUGGAGAUCAGAGGCUCAAUGCAGCUAAGGCAGUGGAUGCUGGAUUUGGAGUUUUCCUUCACUUCCAAGAUUUGACUAAAGAUUUGUUCAGCUCAGCAUUGAAUGAAGCCCUGAAGAAUCCAAAAUAUCUCGAGAAUGCUAGGAGGAGAUCUGUGUUUCUACAUGAUAGACCUAUGAAGCCUAUGGACCUUGCAGUCUACUGGACCGAAUUUGUAGCAAGAUUCAGAGGUGCUCCCCACCUGAGAGUUGCUGCAGUGGAUAUGCCAUGGUACAAAUAUUUCCUGGUAGAUGUUAUGGCCAUGUUAAUGAUGAUGUGUCUUGUCGUUAUGACUCUAUUGUAUUUAAUCGUUAGAAAAGUUUGUUGCCGUCGAACAAAUAAUUUGAAAUUAAAAAAGAAUUGAUUUGUUUCGAGUCUAGAUCAAUGAUUUCGUCAAAAUCGGAAAAUAUCGAAGCUUUUAUCGACAGAAUAGUAAAAUGUCAGAACCGUACAUUAACAGAGUCGCAAAACGUGAGAACCAUUCAAUUACAGAAUCACAAAAUGUAGGGACCAUAACUUGACAAACAUUUCCGAUUUGAGAAAGCUCCAAUUGCUGCCGCACAUAACAACUGUAGCAGUGCCAAAUGUUCCUAAUCCAUAACAGAUUGAUCCUCGUGCAAUGGUAAUUCCAAAAAUGAUACUUAUUGAUAGCCCGGACAAAAAUAAUAAUACAAAUUGAUAUGACAAAAUUGGCGGUGUCAUAUUCAGGAAGAUGAAUGCCAACUUUAAUU
Phaedon cochleariae (mustard beetle) is the source of this 2398-nucleotide messenger RNA. Lineage: Eukaryota; Metazoa; Arthropoda; Insecta; Coleoptera; Chrysomelidae. The record is from the annotation of a GenBank genome assembly.